AUGUCGUCCAUUGUGUCGCGGAAAGCCGGUCGCGGCGAACCAGCAAAGCCCAAGUUUGCACGCCCUAAUCCCGUCAGAGCCAUGCGCGAGCGCGAGGAACGUCGUCAAGCUGCCGCCGCCGCCGCAGGCCAGCAGAGGCAGUCCGCGGCUGCAGCCAACAAGGGUGCCGUGGCCCCUCCAGCGCGUCAGCAGUGUCCCAACAAGGCCUGUCCCAAGCCCAACGUCGUCGACGGCACCUGCCAGACCUGCGGUCGUGUUGCGGAUGACAGCAACAUCGUCGCCGAGGUUCAGUUCGGCGAGACCUCCUCGGGUGCUGCCAUGGUCCAGGGUUCCUAUAUCGGUGCCGACCAGGCCGGAGUCCGUAGUAUGGGCCCGGCCUUUCGCCGCGUCGGUGGCUCUGAAGACAGGGAAAAGAGCAUCCGAGAAGCGCGUGGCCUGAUGCAGGGAUAUGCUCAGCAGCUCAGCGUCUCUGAAAGCCUCGUGGCUGCCGGCACACAGGUCUUCAAGCUCGCCUCGGCGGCCAACUUCAUCCAAGGCCGUACGCUUGCGAGCGUCGCCGCCGUCUGUCUCUACGCUGCGUGCCGUGCCGAGCCUCCCUGCAAAGUCAUGCUGAUCGACUUGGCCGAUUUGGUGCAGCUCAAUGUCUUCAAGCUCGGAAGAAUCUUCAAGAAGCUUAACGAAGUCGUGCCGAUUGGCAACGACGGCCUCAUUCCCGUUUACCCUGAGGAUCUGAUCUGGAGAUUUGCCACCAAGAUGGAGUUCCGCCAAGAGACGGCCAAGGUCGCCGAAGAUGCCGUCCGUCUGGUCAAGCGAAUGAGCCGAGAUUGGAUGGUCAUGGGACGACGCCCAUCAGGCAUCUGCGGUGCCUGCCUGCUCAUGGCCGCGCGCAUGCACAAUUUUCGCCGCACCGUCCGCGAAGUUGUGUACAUUGUAAAGGUCACAACUCACACCAUUCAAAACAGAUUACAAGAAUUCAACUGUACCGAAUCGAGUCAAAUGUCGGUAGAAGACUUUUUAAAGCAAGAUUUUCUCGAGAGCUCACACGAUCCGCCCUCUUUUUACCGAAAAACCGACGAGUACAGGGCGCAGCAGGAAGAAAAGGCCAAGAAGAGGAAACGAAACGACCAAGCAAACGACGAUGAAGAGGAGCCCGCUCCGCCGCCUGGACCUGUUGUUAGGACACGACGAGGCACAGAUGCCGGCGCUGACCUUUCCAGCGCACCUCAGCUAAAGUUCCGUCGUGAUGCUGACGGUUUCAUCAUCCCACCCCAUCCCUCACAGAUCCCGAAAGACAUGCCAUCUGUUCCUAUUCCCGAAGAAGCGGCCGAGGUAGACGAUGACCUGCAAAAGCUAGCCAACGAAUUCGGCGAUGCACUCGAUGAAGAAAUGGAUCAAGAGGAAGCUUCCAGUUCGGGCAAGGGAAAGAAGAAAAAGGCACAGCUCCCUAUCAACGAGGAAUGGGAGCAAGACGAGCAAGACCUAGAGGGUCAAAUCGAGGAAAUAUUUAACGAUCCGCUUACAUACGAACACGCUCUGGCCUACUCCAAUGCUGAACAACGCGCGCGAAUUCACUCCUCGUGGGCUCUGCAGCAACGGCCCCAGAAGGAGGUAUCCAUGUCUGUCGACAUUGACGAAGAUGAAUUUGCCAACGAUCCGGAAGUGCGCAACUGCCUACUCUCACCCGAGGAAGCGCAGAUCAAGGAAAUGAUCUGGGUCAACCAGAACAAGGAGUGGCUGCGCCGGCACCAAGAAAAAGUGUUCCGCCGCAAAGUCGAGGCUGAACGGCCGAAGCAAACGCGUCGACGUAGAAAGCGCGCGCGUAUUGGCGAAGGUCAGACAAGCCCGGCGAGCUCUGCAGCAGAGGCCGCGGUCAGCGUCGCCAAGGACCGAGCUUGGUCGAAGCGUAUCAAUUACGAUGCCAUCCGCAGCAUCUUUGACGUGCCUGAUGCCGGCGGGCUCGGGUCUGCGGCUACGAGCCGCAAGACGAGUCUGGCGGGUAGCACCCUCGGCGGUGACGACGAUGAAGCGCCUGAUGAUAGUGACGCGGGCGACGACGACGCGCAGGACGAAGAUGCGAUGGAGCACAGCUACCGCGGCGAACACGAAGGCUUUGCUGAAGACGACGACAAUCCUGAUUUAGACGAGGCAUAUGGCCUGGAAGAUGACUGA
This is a messenger RNA of Cordyceps fumosorosea ARSEF 2679, 2169 nucleotides long. Its product is annotated as Transcription factor TFIIB. Gene Ontology annotation, cellular component: transcription preinitiation complex; nucleus; transcription factor TFIIIB complex. The coding region runs from base 1 to 2169 and encodes 722 amino acids. The record is from RefSeq and is a predicted model, not a curated record. The transcript has a single exon. Gene Ontology annotation, molecular function: RNA polymerase III type 3 promoter sequence-specific DNA binding; TBP-class protein binding; RNA polymerase III general transcription initiation factor activity. Gene Ontology annotation, biological process: DNA-templated transcription initiation; transcription by RNA polymerase III; transcription preinitiation complex assembly. Lineage: Eukaryota; Fungi; Ascomycota; Sordariomycetes; Hypocreales; Cordycipitaceae.